AUGAUGCUUUUUCAAGGACUUGUCAAUCAAAGCGAAAGCGAUCCAACACGACGUUGUACGAUGGUCAUUGCGUUGAUCCGGAGCUCGGCCGACCAGAAAACGACGGAAAUCGGGAUGGUGGAGGAGAAGAGAGUCAUCGGAUCGAAGGACACGCCGGAACUUGCGACGUCGAUCACAACAAUUGCCCCAAGGGUUUCAAAUGCAGCAUCUUUCAUGGUGUCACCCCCGCAGGAGUGUGCUACGUCAUCCGAAUGCCACCAAUAUCACAACACCAGUUACCGCUGUAUUGACAAUGCAUGCGUCAUAGCCGAGGAGCCGAUAUUUGACGAUUCCGUACCCAUCGACCUCGCCGCAAUACUUCCAGAGGAUACCUACACCAGCUGGGAUGGCAAAAGAACCUUUUCUCGGGCUAACUGGGAAAAGUCCGAACCGGCGGAAAAAUUGCUAAUCAUUUGGAGCUACACCCCAGCUAUUACCGACGUCAUAAAAUGGGACCGCCUACUCUUCGAGUGCGAACCGUUCUAUGGACCGAGGGUGCUCGAUUUCUUUAUGGCUACAUAUUCGAAUCCGUUUGAUGUGGUGCUGUAUCCUGCGAGGGGCGUUACAACGCAACUGUAUCAAGAAUUUUUCGAGCAAGUGGCGCACGAUGAUUGGGUGCUAUUGCCAUAUGAGGGGCGGCGGACGGCAUUAACAUUCGCGAUGUCAAACAAAGAUAAUAACGCCUCGGAUGCUUGCAACCAAUUCUUUUUGGUGUGGGGUUGUGGCCGAUGGUUGAGCAAUAAGGCUCAAUACCGUUCCCGAGAAAAGGGAUUCCUUACCCUCGAAUACUUCAACGAUGAGUGGAUGACGCAGGGCAACGACACAUGCCUGAUCAAGCGCACCGAAGAA
Mesorhabditis spiculigera is the source of this 888-nucleotide messenger RNA. The record is from the annotation of a GenBank genome assembly. Lineage: Eukaryota; Metazoa; Nematoda; Chromadorea; Rhabditida; Rhabditidae.